Molecule: messenger RNA, 732 nt
Organism: Symbiodinium natans
Lineage: Eukaryota; Dinophyceae; Suessiales; Symbiodiniaceae
Source: the annotation of a GenBank genome assembly
AUGGACUUCAUGGAAACCAGCGGAAGUCGACUCAUGAGCGGCACCUUUGAAAGCAAUGGUGUCGACAUGUUGACAUGCACCGACUUGAUCCAAAGUAUCUUCACUUCUCCUGCUGAGCUUCGGGAAAAGGCUCGAAGCGUACCCCUCCAUGGAGCUUUUUAUGACUUGCUCUUUCACAACUGCCAGCUCUUUCUCCUGCAGCUUAUCUGCCAAAGAUACUUGGUGCCCCUCAAAGUCAUGCCGCUUGCUGUGGGCUCCGUUGUUGCUAGCCCGCUGCUGCUUGUGAUGGAGCUCACGUUUUUGGCUUUGUUUCAGGCACUCCAGACUACAGAUGUGGCCGCAGCUUUUGGUUUAGCAUGGAUUUGCGCAAAGGUAUACCUGGCGGAUAGGUAUCCUCGAGAGAACAUAUUGGACUUCCUUCCAUAUUUGGCGGCUUUGCUGAUCACAUUGGGUCUCAUCUGCCGUCAGGGAACUGAUCCGGUGACCGCCAUUCCCGUUCUAAGUUUGCUGUGGCACAUGGUCAUGAUCUGGGAGUCGAUGAGACUCAACAUGGUGUACCAGAGUGGACGCCUGACCUUGUUAAACACUGGCUUGUUCAUUCUGGCGGUCGGCCUGGUUGCUCGUGUGCAAUUCCUUAAUGGAUGGCCUGUUCAAGACCUGUUGAUAGUUGUGCUACUGGCGCCGCUACCACUCCUUAGAGUGGUGCUUGUGGGGUACAUCGUGUCUGCAUAA